Messenger RNA from Paramecium octaurelia, 738 nucleotides. The record is from the annotation of a GenBank genome assembly. NCBI's taxonomy places the organism in Eukaryota, Ciliophora, Oligohymenophorea, Peniculida, Parameciidae.
AUGAAUGAUCUCAACAUCUACAAUAUCCUGAACUAUGAGAAUGUAAGUGUAAUUCGUAAUUAAUAAGUACGACCAACUCGUCCAACUCUUCACUGAAAAUGGAGCCUGUUAAUUUUACUCCUCAAUCUACUUACACUCCCUAGACAUCACACUUUACAAAGAAGAGCCAAUCAAAUAUUUAAACAAAAAGAAACAAAUUUAAUUUGGGAUUAUCAAAGAAAUAGUGUGUCUGAAUCUUAAAAACAAGAACUAAUUGCCAUUAAUAAAGAUUUCAGUUCUAUUGACUUCAUAAUUUGUUUCAUAGUAUGUAAACACAAAAAUAGCAGAUUGGUUGGAAUCCAGAGAACUCUUCUCAUGUUAAGAUACAAAAUGGAUUUGUUGGAGUGGUACAAAUGAAGCCAUUUAAUUUUAGAUAUCUAAGACAAGAUCCUCAUGGUUGAGCAUAAAAAAUUAUCAGAUUCUGUUAAAAAAAAUGAGGAGGCGUAUUUUAUGAGAGCCUCGUUUAAUCAUUACACUAAGUAGUUUAAUCCUCCUUAUGAUUAAUGGGCAAGGUCGUAUUGUACAUGUGGAAAUCCUGACAAUAAUGAAAAAGGAUUUAUUUUUUGUAACAAUUGUAAUCUCUGGUAUCAUACAGAAUGCGAAGGAUUAACUUCACAAUAAUUUGAUAGAGAAAGGAAAAAUACAAGCUUACCAUAUUUUUGCAAUAAAUGCAGAAUAAUAAAGAAGAAGACAAGAUGA